This is a messenger RNA of Rhodofomes roseus, 757 nucleotides long. Its product is annotated as HotDog domain-containing protein. Gene Ontology annotation, molecular function: fatty acyl-CoA hydrolase activity. The record is from RefSeq and is a predicted model, not a curated record. The transcript is spliced from 4 exons. Lineage: Eukaryota; Fungi; Basidiomycota; Agaricomycetes; Polyporales; Fomitopsidaceae. The coding region runs from base 140 to 655 and encodes 171 amino acids.
GGCGCUGCCUGUUGCCGCUGCCUGCCAACUUCAAUGAUGCGCCGACCUCCAGCUUUAUUCGCUUUCUGCUUCUGCCUCGAUCUCGAAUACAGGGCCUCUGCCGCGCCGAAGGCGUAGAAGCUACUGGCAGGCCGCAAUCAUGUCCUCGUCGCGUUCUCCGAACGCAAGACUUGCGCGGGCCAGGGAGCUCCUCAAGAACGCGGACUGUAACCUGUCUCCGGAGCACAAGGAGCUCGUUGCGCGGGCGGGCGCCGCGUUCAAUCGCGGUGGCCAGUUUGCGGACUCGGUCAUGAUGCAGACGCGAAUGAUCGUAUGCAGGACCUUUGAGAGACCGGAGGACGGGAAGACGCAUACGCGUGUUGUGUUUGAGGUGACAGUCUCGCAAGACAUGUGCAAUGCACACAAUAUGAUGCAUGGCGGCUGUGCAGCGUUUCUUGUGGACGCCUGCACAUCGGUUGCGCUAGUCGUUCAAGGUCUGGUCACGGGUGGUGCUCUAGACCUUGUCUCUCAGUCCCUCGACACUACCUAUCAUGCUGGAGCGAAACUCGGAGACGCGUUGAACGUUGUAUGCACUACUGUAUCUUCCGGAAAGCGAGCGGUAACCGCGCACGCCGAGGUAAGCCUGGCAGAUUUACUUUGGCCGUCUUCCUGGUGACAUAUGGUGAUAUCCGUAGAUUUGGAACGUUACAGCAAAGCGCCUCGUCGUGACUGGGAAUCAAGUCAAAAUGGGUCCCAGUAGAUCCGAGUUUAAGUUAUA